Hypomesus transpacificus is the source of this 1341-nucleotide messenger RNA. RefSeq names its product dual specificity protein phosphatase 26-like. Lineage: Eukaryota; Metazoa; Chordata; Actinopteri; Osmeriformes; Osmeridae. Gene Ontology annotation, molecular function: MAP kinase phosphatase activity; protein tyrosine/serine/threonine phosphatase activity. Gene Ontology annotation, cellular component: cytoplasm. Gene Ontology annotation, biological process: negative regulation of MAPK cascade; protein dephosphorylation. The record is from RefSeq and is a predicted model, not a curated record. The transcript has 4 exons. Bases 174 to 767 code for a protein of 197 amino acids.
AGCACCAGACCACCCUGACGACUGUAUGGACAAGCAGCGGCUGUGGUCACAGCACACCUGGUCGGACUGCAGAGACUCAACUCACAGAAGGAGCUUGACAGAUCAGCGCUCUCCAGGGCCACAGGACGGUGUUUCAUCGGAGGGCAGCUGGAUCCCAGGGCAAUACAGAGCUCAUGUCUUAUAUUUCCAAACUCCCGCCCUCCUGGAACGACAGGCCGCCUCCUCGCCAGGUGGAGAUUGACCUGAGCUCCCCUGGGCUGGCCGUGGUCGAUCUGGAGAGGCUGCUCUACACAGGGAAGGCGAUUGUCAGCCAUGCUGACGAGGUCUGGCCCAAGCUCUACAUUGGAGACCAGAGCAGCGCGGACAACCGAAGCGAGCUCGCCCUCCACCGCAUCACACACGUGUUGAACGCGGCCCACAGCAGGCUAAGGGGAGGGGCAGAGACCUACCAGGGCAUGAACAUCACCUAUCUGGGCAUCGAGGGCCGCGACUGCUGCGACUACGACAUGAGCGCCAACUUCCAGACAGCGGCAGACUUCAUCUACACGGCACUCAGUGGAGGAGGUACAGUUUUGGUGCACUGUGCAGUUGGCGUGAGCCGCUCAGCCACACUAGUCCUGGCCUAUCUCAUGCUGAAACAGCAUCUGACCCUGGUGGAGGCCAUAUGCGCAGUGAAGGACAACCGGGGCGUCAUCCCUAACAGAGGCUUCCUCAGGCAGCUCAUUAAACUUGACGCCAAGAUUCACGGAAAGCACGGUCAAUCCUAGUGGAGGAGGUGGGGGUGGUGGGGGGAUUUUCCGAUUCACUUGUUGUAGGUUUAUGAGCCUUAUAGGUUUGCAAUGGGAACACGUUUCAGUUCAGUCACUGCUCUACCAAACAGGAUUUGAUACUGUGUUUUGCGUUUGCAUAGCCUAUUUCAUGUAGGCUAAACGAAAUGUAAAACUGUUAGUGGGCUGUUAACAAAUGUGUUAUUGUGUAGCCUAUCUGUCUGUAUGUUUAUUAUGAUAACUUUUGUGUAAUUUCUGUGCACACUUGUGUAGGGUGAAUUCGGGGAUCUGGGACAUUUUUUUCAUGCAUUUUCAUCUUCUCUUCUUAGAGCUUCAUAAUUGACUAGUGCCCUAACCCUUUCUGUGACACCACACCAAUCACGUUUUGUGAUUUCAGUCACAUAACAUCCAUGCUAAACCUAGUCAAAGUUCUGUGGAAUAGACAUUGUCAUAGCUGGGAAGAAAACGCUCUGGAGUUUAGGCGUCAACAUUACUCAAUGUCCCAGAUUACCCAAAUCACCCAAUGUACUAGCCUAUUUGUCUGGCGUAAGUUAAUAAACAUUUUGAACUUCCC